Messenger RNA from Fusarium oxysporum Fo47, 771 nucleotides. RefSeq lists its product as uncharacterized. Lineage: Eukaryota; Fungi; Ascomycota; Sordariomycetes; Hypocreales; Nectriaceae. The record is from RefSeq and is a predicted model, not a curated record. The transcript has 3 exons. The coding region runs from base 1 to 771 and encodes 256 amino acids.
AUGCCGGAAGCUGCUCCUGCAAGCACCGUGGUGACUGUGGACCAGGUUUAUCAAUUAUUGGAGCAAAAAGACCGACUGUUGUCUUUUUCUGGUCCACUGAGUGCGAAAUCAGACAAGGCGGCUGAAAUCAUGGAUCUUUCUGGAAUGCAAGAAGCACGCAGCAAAAUUGCAGAAGCCAAAGGGCGGGAUCAGAUAAUGCUCGUGGACAACUUCAGUUCCAUGGAAGAACAUAAACUCAAGGCCAUGAAGACGGGCAGAGUCAUCAGCUACGUGGCAAAGAUUGCUGACGACAACGGCAUGGAAGUUUUUGCUGCGUCAGAAACUACCAAAAAGCCUCGAACCUGCACCAACUCCACCAAGGUCGAGAAAGCCAUCGGGAAGAUGAAGACUGUAAAAGGGAAAUGCAAUAUGCAAAAAUGCCUCGACGACAUUCUGAAUCGAGUUUUGGUGCCUGGGCAAUUCCGACCGACAAGCAUUUACAUUUAUACUGAUGGAGUCUGGGAGCCAGGUGACGACGGGGUCAAAGUUUUGAUCAGUCGGGCGAUUGACUCCCUUGAUCGUUAUGGAUACAAGUCCUCGGCGCUGAUGUUUCAGUUCGUCAGAUUUGGCAGUGAUGCUACAGGGACAGAGAGGCUGGAUUAUCUCGAUAAUAAGUGCAAGAGAUUGACUUCAACGGAUCAUUACGAUAUUGUUGACGCCAAGCACUGCGACGAGCAUGUUCCGGAUAUUGUUAUUGGAAGCAUUUCGAGGUGGCAUGAUGAGAAGACAUAG